Messenger RNA from Rotaria sp. Silwood1, 351 nucleotides. The record is from the annotation of a GenBank genome assembly. Lineage: Eukaryota; Metazoa; Rotifera; Eurotatoria; Philodinida; Philodinidae.
AUGGUAUUUUCAUUAUAUAGUCUUAUUGAAGCUGCAUUUCUUUGUGUUAAUACAAUUGCCAUACUUAAUGAACAGGUUUCUUUCAAAAUACAACAUAAUUCCGGUGUUGGUUAUGUUGAUGAAUAUCAAAAUACUGAAUCAAAAUCAUUUGAAGCUAUUUGUUAUACAUAUGGACGAGCAUUUACUAUGCAUAUUCUUGACAAUUAUUGUCGAGAACUUAUUAGAGUUCAUCGUGAAUUACAAUGUUGUUCAGGAUGUAGUUGUUUUGGUAGUUGUGAAAGUUGUAUGCAACAAGUUACUGUUGAAUGUCCACCUGGACAAAUUAUUGGCACUGUUCAACAAGAGUACUAA